UCGAGUGUGUACAAAUGAUCACGCGAUAAACGGAAAGACCGCUCGGCCGCCACUACACCAAUACGUGUUUUGCUCGAAGGCGUCGUCUCGUGCGUGCGCGCAUUAUCGCGCGACGUUAUGUGAGCAUUGCAACGCGUCAGUAUCGCGGCGAUAAGAGGCGCAGUUGUCAAGUCAAACCGAACGUCCAGCCGUUGUUGCAGCUCAUCGACAGAGCAUUGGCCGCAGCAGCAGCUGCAGCAGCUCCACUCUGAUUCCCCGAGCGCUCCAACGAUGUCAGCGGCACUGUCCCGAGUACCGACGCUGCAGCGAAUGAUCGCCGGUGCCUGCGGUAGAUCGGCGGUCUGGCAGGCGGCCGCGUCCCGAGCGACCAUCUCGUCGCAGGAGGUGUACGAGCGCGAGCACAAGUACGGCGCGCACAACUAUCACCCGCUGGAGGUGGCGCUGAGCCGCGCCGAGGGCGUCUUCAUGUGGGACUGCGAGGGCCGGCGCUAUUACGACUUUCUGUCUGCCUACUCGGCCGUCAACCAGGGCCACUGCCACCCGCGCAUCUACAGGGCCAUGGUCGAGCAGGCGAAGCAGCUGACCCUCACCUCGCGCGCCUUCUACUCUGACGCACUCGGCGAGUUCGAGGAGUUCAUCACCCGCCUCUUCAAGUACGACAAGUGGCUGCCGAUGAACACGGGCGUGGAGGGCGGCGAGACGGCCUGCAAGCUGGCCCGGCGCUGGGGCUACGACGUGAAGGGCAUCGAGCGCUACCAGGCCAAGAUCGUCUUCGCCGAGGGCAACUUCUGGGGCAGGACCAUGAGCGCCGUGUCGUCCUCGACCGACCCGUCGAGCUACGCCGGCUUCGGGCCGUUCAUGCCCGGCUUCGAGGUGAUCCCGUACGACGACUUGGCCGCCCUGGACAAGGCCACCUCGGACCCGCGCGUCUGCGCCUUCAUGGUCGAGCCGAUCCAGGGCGAGGCUGGAGUGGUGGUGCCGAAGGAGGGCUACCUGCGCGGGGUGCGCGAGGUCUGCACGAGGAACGGGGUGCUGUGGAUCGCCGACGAGGUGCAGACAGGGCUGGCGCGCACGGGCAGGAGGCUGGCGGUCGACCACGAGGCCGCGCGGCCCGACAUCCUGAUCCUCGGCAAGGCGCUCUCGGGCGGCUUCUACCCGGUGUCCGGUGUGCUGGCCGACGACCCGGUUAUGCUCACCAUCAAGCCUGGCGAGCACGGCUCCACCUACGGCGGCAAUCCGCUCGGCGCCCGCAUCGCCAUCGAGGCGCUCAAGGUCCUCGAGGAGGAGAGGCUCGCCGAGAACGCCGAGCGACUCGGCCGCAUCCUGAGGAGCGAGCUGCAGAAGUUGCCCAGUGAAGUGGUUACGCUGGUCCGGGGCAAGGGCCUGCUCAACGCCAUCGUCGUCAAUGAGAAGGUCGACGCCAUGGAGGUGUGCCGACAGAUGAAGGACGAGGGCCUGCUGGCCAAGCCGACCCACGGCCACAUCAUUCGCCUGGCCCCACCUCUCGUCAUAACCGAGCCCCAGAUCCACGAGUGCGUCAGCAUCAUCAGCAAAGUUAUAUCCAGACAGAAGAUUUGAGUUUCCUUAGUUAUAACAAUUGUCGUCACAGUCUCCAGCGGAUCUGACUCGAAGCAACAGUCACUCCAAAGACUAUGUAGGUCCUCUGUGUGGAGCAUUCUUUCUACAUACGGCAUGUCAUUGCUCUCGAUAUUUGUUGUUAAAAGUUCCUACUUUCAACUAUGGUAUACUCUAAUAAAGUGUUUAUCUCUCU
Phymastichus coffea is the source of this 1771-nucleotide messenger RNA. Its product is annotated as ornithine aminotransferase, mitochondrial-like. The transcript has 4 exons. Bases 271 to 1578 code for a protein of 435 amino acids. NCBI's taxonomy places the organism in Eukaryota, Metazoa, Arthropoda, Insecta, Hymenoptera, Eulophidae. The record is from RefSeq and is a predicted model, not a curated record. Gene Ontology annotation, molecular function: identical protein binding; L-ornithine transaminase activity; pyridoxal phosphate binding. Gene Ontology annotation, cellular component: cytoplasm.